Molecule: messenger RNA, 2172 nt
Organism: Mugil cephalus (flathead mullet)
Lineage: Eukaryota; Metazoa; Chordata; Actinopteri; Mugiliformes; Mugilidae
Gene: mars2
Product: methionyl-tRNA synthetase 2, mitochondrial
Exons: 3
Coding region: 313-2103 (596 amino acids)
Biological process (GO): methionyl-tRNA aminoacylation
Molecular function (GO): methionine-tRNA ligase activity; ATP binding
Source: RefSeq, a predicted model, not a curated record
CACUGUCAUUCACAGGAACCGGAAGAAGCGCUCACCUUGACAAGCAACCAAAACACAUGGAGUACAAGAGAAUUGGGAAAACAAGGCAUACUUUAAAUUACUCUUUCCGGUUCACUUGCAGACAUUAACACAGGAUUGCUGUUUUAAUAUUCAGUGGUUACGUUAACCGUCUUCAGCGCUAAAACAACAACAACCACAACCACACUCGGUAAAUGAGUGAGCAACGUUAGCAGUUCCCCUGGAGUAAAUACCGUGUCCCUGGAUCAAAUAUCGCGUCGCGGUCCGCAUGUUGGCGUCUCCUGGUUUUCAAUUAUGAGGUUUCCUUUUAUUUUUGUUGCCAGAUGCUGUACAGCUGUUAACAGUCUCCAGAAAGGCCAUUUUUUAUCACCAAUUCAAGCUCUGUUGAAACAUCAGAAGUGCGCUGCUUUGAGAUACACGACCACCCGGCAGUGCAGAGGCGACAGGAGUUUCUAUGUUACUACGCCCAUAUUCUAUGUCAACGCUUCUCCUCAUUUAGGACACCUGUAUUCAGCUGUGAUAGCCGACUGCUUGCACAGAUACAAGCUACUUCAGGAAUUUAACUCCAAGUUUGCAACAGGAACUGAUGAACAUGGCUUGAAAAUACAACAAGCGGCCGAAGCUGCAGGGCAAGAUCCCCUCACCUUCUGCACCAAUGUUUCCGACCGAUUCAAGCAUCUCUUCAGCAGCUGCAACAUAUCGUACACAGACUACAUAAGAACCACUGAGCAGAGACACCGGCAGGCCGUAGAGCAUUUUUGGUCGGUGCUUUGGAGUAAAGGGCUCAUCUACAAGGGGAGUUAUGAGGGCUGGUACUCCACACAAGAUGAAAGCUUCCUCAUGCCGACGCAGGUCUGUGAUGCUCUGGACUCAACAGGGAAGGAGAUCAAAGUGUCGCUGGAAAGUGGACACAAGGUGGAGUGGAUGAAAGAGGACAACUACAUGUUUCGUCUGUCUGCGUUUCGGUCACAGCUGCUCGACUGGCUCAGAAGUAAUCCUCAGGCUGUUCAACCCGAACGUUUCCAUCAGGCUGUUAUCCAGUGGCUGCAGGAAGACCUUCCUGACCUCUCAGUGUCCCGUCAGAGGAGUCGCCUACAGUGGGGCAUCCCAGUCCCAGGAGAUGCUGAACAGACUAUUUACGUGUGGCUAGAUGCUCUUGUGAACUAUCUCACCGUAGCUGGCUAUCCAGGUAAACAUGACCAAUGGUGGCAUGUAGCUCACCACGUUAUAGGAAAGGACAUCUUAAAAUUCCAUGCCAUCUACUGGCCAGCUUUUCUUCUUGGAGCUGAACUGCCACUGCCGCAGGUCAUACAUGUGCACUCUCACUGGACUGUGGGAGCGAAGAAGAUGUCUAAAAGUUUGGGUAACGUGGUAGAUCCUCUUGAACGUUCACAGAAGUUCACAACUGAUGGUAUGAGGUAUUUUCUGCUGCGGCAGGGUGUCCCAGACUCAGACUGUGACUAUACAGAUGACAAAGUUAUGAAGCUGCUCAAUUCAGAGAUUGCCGACUCUCUGGGUGGUCUGCUUAACCGCUGCACUGCUCCAGCUCUCAACCCAGCUCAGGUCUACCCCCAUUUCUGCCCUCAGUCUUUCUCCGUUGAACACGGAGGCAAAGCUGUGGUUGAAGAUUACCACAUGUUGACUUCUGUUACGAAUCUACCAUCCGUGGUAGAGGAGCACUAUGAGAGCAUGCAUGUGUACAAAGCUCUGGAGGCCAUCAGUGCCUGCGUGAGGCAGACCAACGGGUUUGUUCAGCGACACACACCUUGGAAGCUGGACAGGAGGGACGGCAAAGACCAGCGCUGGCUAGACACCAUUAUCCACGUCUCACUUGAAUGUCUGAGGAUAUACGGAAUUCUCCUCCAGCCAGUGGUGCCAGAGGUUUCUGACAAACUGCUGUCCAGACUCGGAGUGCGGCCACAUGAGAGGAGCUGGGCAGCUCUGAACUUUCUGCCCAAGUAUCAGGGAAUGGAUUGUCCCUUUGAAGGGAGAUCACUAGGACCUGACGCCGGACUGCUUUUUAGUCGCUUGGAGUGUCAGAAUGUAGGUAAACAAAAACCCAAGAAAACAAAAAAGUCAACAUGAUGUUUUCUCUCAGUCAUAUCCUGACACUCUGAAGUUCACAACUCAUAACAGAAAAAAAACACAAGUGGA